GGGAAGCGAGCUUGGUAUUAACAUGGCGGUGGACCGGGCGGACGUGAAGGUGGACUGAGAGGCGGAGGCCCAGAGGACCGGCCGCUUCCCGGGAACGCGGCCGAGCUUCCCUUUCUCUCCCCAGCGUCCCGUUUUUGCUUUGCGGGGCGCCGCUGCUUCGCCCGGCUUCCUCCAUACCGGGCUGGGUGAGGGCUCUCCAUCUUCCUCCUCUUCUUCCUCGCUCCUUCGAAGCUGUUUUCCCCUUCCUGGGGGCUGGAGGUUGAGGGGCUUCUCUCUCUCAAUAUCGGGCUCUCCCCCAUUUUCCUCCCUUCCCUUCAAGUUUGGAGGGCGGGCCUUCUCCCCCCCCCCCAUUUAUCCUCUCGGAUUCUUCUGACGACCCUUUUUCUUCCCCCAAAUUAAGCGCCUCCGUUUUGAGGCUUGCCUCCCCCCACCUCCUUCCCCUUUCCCGAGAAGAUUGCAAAGGGCUUCUUCUUUGCUCUGCCCACCCACCCCAAAUUUUUGGGUAUUCAGAGUGUCUCCCCCUUUCUUCUUCUAUUUCCCCUUCUGCCCCAGAUUCCUCUGCUAGAAAUUGGUGAGGUUCACCAAAUGCCUCUUGUUUAAAUAAGGGGUCAUUGACGCUUCACACACCCCCUAUGUCACCCCUUCAGAAAAAUAUCUCCCCUUCCCCUUAACUUAUCCUGGCAAAAUUUCUCUUUCUGCCCAACGUAAUUCCUCCCUUUCCUCUCCCUUGUGAUUUGAUAGCCUACUCCCCUAUCUUGCUGAAUCCCUCUUCUGUCUCUUGAAUAGUCUGUCCACAAUCUCCCCACUUUUUUUUUUUUGAAAUUUUGGGGGUUCUGCCAUCCCUGACCUAUUAAACCCUUAACUCCAUUUUGAUAGAUACACCUGUCUUUUUUCCCUGGGAGAGGCAGAUCUGCCCACAGUUUUUUCUUUUCUUUUCUCCUGGCAGCUAUGUCUUCUCAUCCUAUUUGUCUUCCCUAAUCCUGAAGCAUUUUUAGGUUCUAUUCGAGGUUUGCCUUCCUACCACCCGGGAUCCUUAUAGGGGAUUUGGUUAGUUUGCCCUUCUGUUCAGCUCUUGCUGAGCGACUAACCCUUCCUUACUUGUUUCCAAAUUGGUGCAUCUUUCAUGCCAAUCCCUUUAAGGACUAUUUGUCUUCUAACUCAGACUAUGGGCUACUUUGUUGUAGGGUAACUCUUUCCAGUUUUCUUUUUCCUUCCCUUGUGCCAGUUUGGGAGGUGAAUUCAUUGCUUAAGUUCUUUCUCCUAUCGGCAGACUUGGUUAAUAUCUUGAAAUUAAAUUUAUAUGUGGGAAAUUGGAGCCAAACUCUUCUAAGAGAAGACUGCAGGAGAAGCCUCUGAAAGCAGCCCUGUCAACCCUCUGGGCACCUUCACCAACUCAGGAUGUCAGAGAAUCAGCCCAAUAACACCCAUCAUCCAUUGAACAAUAAUGGGGUGGGUGGGCCCCCCGCCGGCAAUAACCGAGGGGUCCGCAAUCUCAACCAGAACCCUCUCAUCAAUGUUCGGGAUCGCCUCUUCCAUGCCCUUUUCUUCAAAAUGGCUGUCACCUAUGCCCGCCUCUUCCCACCGUCUUUCCGUCGCAUCUUUGAAUUCCUCAUGCUCCUUAAGGCUCUCUUUGUCCUCUUCAUUCUGGCAUACAUUCACAUCACCUUCUCCCGUUCCCCCAUCAACUGCCUGGAACACGUCCGGGAUAAAUGGCCACGGGACGGCAUCCUACGAGUUGAGAUCCAACGCAAUUCCAGCCGUAAUCCUGUUUUUCUCCAGUUCUGCGAGAGUGAGAGGUUUCCAGGCAUGAUGAUUGAGCCUGCUGUUGGGGAGGAGGAGGAAGAGGAGGAGGAGGAAGAAGAAAUGACUGUGGAGAUGUUUCAGAACAGCUCCAUCAAGUUUGAUCUGGAUAUUGAACCCAAGAUCUUCCACAAGGCAACUCGGCUGAGUAAUGCCCAUGUUUUGUCCCCCAACGAAAGCCAAGAAUUCUCCUUCGGCAGCGAGCCAGCCUCUAAAGGUAUGCAGCCUCUCAGCGAGACUGUGUCCGAAUUUGAGAUGCUAGCCAAAGCAGUGUGGCCGCAGGAAGAAUACAUUGUGGAAUAUUCCUUUGAGUACGGAUUCCUCCGAUUAUCCCAAAGCACCCGUCAACGUCUGAGCAUUCCUGUCAUGGUGGUGACUCUGGAUCCCACCCGGGACCAGUGCUUUGGAGACAGGUUCAGCCGCCUCUUAUUGGAUGAAUUCUUAGGAUACGAUGACAUUCUCAUGUCCAGUGUGAAAGCCUUGGCUGAAAACGAGGAGAAUAAAGGUUUCCUUCGCAAUGUGGUGUCUGGGGAACACUAUCGUUUCAUCAGCAUGUGGAUGGCUAGGACUUCCUACGUUGCAGCCUUCGUCAUCAUGGUGAUCUUCACUCUCUCUGUUUCCAUGCUGUUGCGUUACUCACAUCACCAAAUCUUCGUUUUUAUCGUGGACCUGUUACAGAUGCUGGAAAUGAACAUGACAAUCGCCUUUCCCGCAGCUCCUUUGCUGACCGUCAUCUUGGCUUUAGUAGGCAUGGAGGCCAUCAUGUCCGAGUUCUUCAAUGACACCACCACGGCCUUCUAUAUCAUCCUCAUUGUGUGGUUGGCGGACCAGUACGAUGCAAUUUGCUGCCAUACCAACACAAGCAAGAGGCACUGGUUGAGGUUUUUCUACUUGUACCACUUCGCCUUCUAUGCCUACCAUUAUCGCUUCAAUGGGCAAUAUAGCAGUUUAGCCUUGGUAACUUCGUGGCUUUUCAUACAGCAUUCCAUGAUCUACUUCUUCCACCAUUACGAGUUGCCAGCCAUCCUCCAGCAGAUCCGCAUCCAGGAGAUGUUGCUCCAGAACCAGCAGGUGGGGACCCAGACCGCUCUCCAGGACAACCUCAACAACAACACAACCGUGGCGGCCACCAGUUCGGCCGACCAGCAGCCCCACCUGGACGCCAGCACAGCCGGGGCAGGAGAUGGCUCCCCAGCUUCUGGGGAAGGCCACAGCCCCCCGGCCUCCGGCGCUGGCGUCUCCCUCGGGAAUGACUUGAAUUGGGUGGCAGAGACAGCCGCUGUCAUCACAGAAGCCUCCUUUCUCUCCAACCUGGGCAGUUCCUUUCUGGACUCGGGGGCCCCUCCGGCCGUUGUGACUAGUGGAGGGACUUUGCAGGACCUGGAGCCCGCCUCGAACCCUGCGACCCAAAGUUUGGUUAGUAGUGACCGUACGGAAGUGAGCUCCGUCACGAUUGAGGGAACGCCCACCGUUGGGACCUCUGUGACCAACACACCUUCUCCCGCCACGGCCCAGUCAGAGCUGGAAGACGUUCCCCAGCCGUCAGAGAGUUCGGUAGGCCGAGCUGAGCCUCUGAAGACAGACUCUUCCCAAGGCUUGGCUUUAAGGGGACUCCUGAGUCAGGCCUCCGAAAGGCCUGCCGAGAGGGAUCCCACGCCGCCCCCCCCAGAAAAUAGGAUCUCCUGAUCCCAGGAAGUCCCUGCUGCUUCUCCUCCCGGAACUCCUUCUGCCGCAGGAGGCUGGGCGGCUUUCCGAUGGCAUCAAUUCGUUUUCCACACCGAGUUCCUCUUUUAGAGAAGAAAGAGGCAGAGUUAGAACAUAAGAUGAAGGGAGAGGCCUCAUUUUCUCCUGCCUUCCAAGUACCAGGAAAGGAAAUUGGGGGGGGAGGGGGGAGGAGAAGCUGAAUAAAAAGAAGGGGGAAGCGAUUGUAGAUGUCGGUCCCUGCGUCGUCGGAAUCGAAUCUUUUUGUUAAAGAAGCGGCUUUCCGCAUCUCUUGUCAGUGAAUUGCGUUGAGCCCCAAUUUCUCAUCUCUGCCUCCACCCUCCGUUUUCCCAGACUGCAUGGAAUCAUGGGGACUCCGUCUGAGUAUCUGCUGGAGAUCCUAAUUUGCAUUUAGAUCCUUGUCUGUUGGCAUUCAGUUUUGUCUGAAAGGGUGCUUUAGAAGUGGGGGGGGAGGGGGGGAGGAAAAAGAAAGAAAGAAAGAACGGGUAUCAUGACAAAAGUUGUUUUUGUGGAUGCACCUUGGAAUUGGGUGGGGGAUGAUAAAGGCCAGAAACCCUGGUGUGGUGAUUAUAAAGAGAAAUGGAUCCUUAAGCAGAAGGUGCAGCGUGGAAAGUUGGCAUGAACUGGCUCCGGAAUUAUCGACGGGAAUUGUUAUUGGAAGGGUCUUAAUACUUGAGUCCUAAAAAAAAAAAAUUCCU
This is a messenger RNA of Notechis scutatus (mainland tiger snake), 4220 nucleotides long. RefSeq names its product transmembrane protein 259 (gene TMEM259). The record is from RefSeq and is a predicted model, not a curated record. Gene Ontology annotation, biological process: response to endoplasmic reticulum stress; positive regulation of ERAD pathway. NCBI's taxonomy places the organism in Eukaryota, Metazoa, Chordata, Lepidosauria, Squamata, Elapidae. Gene Ontology annotation, cellular component: endoplasmic reticulum.